Messenger RNA from Colletotrichum karsti, 900 nucleotides. RefSeq lists its product as uncharacterized. The transcript is spliced from 2 exons. NCBI's taxonomy places the organism in Eukaryota, Fungi, Ascomycota, Sordariomycetes, Glomerellales, Glomerellaceae. The record is from RefSeq and is a predicted model, not a curated record. Bases 1 to 900 code for a protein of 299 amino acids.
AUGAGCUCCCGCGUCUCCCCCCGAAGCGCCUCGGACGCAACGCGCUUCACAUCGACCACCCCGCACGCCGCCUCCAAAAGCUCGACUCCCCCCCCACGAUCCUCAGCAGCAGCAAAAGCCGGCGCGAAAACGACACAAAGCACCAAUGCCGCCGCCGCCUCCAGGACCACACCACAAAAGUCUUCGUCGGCGACUCCCGGCAGGCUACCGGGCGAGACCCCCGAACAGCGCGUCCGCCGCCUCCGGGCCGCCCACGAGGCCGCGCGCAAGGCCCAGACCAGCAGCGUCGACCGCGUCAUCGGCGGCAGCCGGAGGUUCUUCGACGUCGCGCACAAGGCCACCGUCAUCGGACUCGUCGGGUUCACGGCCAUCGCAGGCCUCGUCUCCGUCUACUCCGUCUACGACAUGGUGACCUACAACAAGCAGCGCCGCGCCGACUUCAUCGAGGCCCAGCGCAAGAUGGAGGAGGACUCCCUCGCCACCGCCCGCCUCGCCUUCAUCAACGGCACCGCCACCGACGCCCAGGUCACCCUCGUCGAGGAGGCCAACGCCCGCGCCCGCGAGACCGGCGUCAAGCUGCCCCCGCUCCUCUCCGCCCCCACCGUCACCACCCAGGCCGAGAAGUUCUUCGGCAACGGCCAGCAGAGGACGACGGCGCAGGAAGACCCUGCAGCUGCUGCGGCAACAUUUACCGAGACUACCGAAGCGCCGCAGGAGAAGAAGAGCAGCAGCAGCUGGUGGCCCCUCUCCUCGUCAUCAUCAUCACCCUCAGAGAACAUCCAGGACAAGGCCAAGGCCGCGUUCGAGCGGGAGAGGGAGAACCAGAGGCGCGGGGGCGCGCUGGACCAGAUCGGGCUGCCGGCGGAGGAGAAGAAGGUCGAGAAGAAGGGGUGGUGGUGA